Messenger RNA from Protopolystoma xenopodis, 414 nucleotides. The record is from the annotation of a GenBank genome assembly. NCBI's taxonomy places the organism in Eukaryota, Metazoa, Platyhelminthes, Monogenea, Polystomatidea, Polystomatidae.
CAGUACCAGUCGCAUACGGCUGAAACUGAUCAAGAAGACAUUUCAACCUCACUCUUUAUCGAACCUGGAGACCGGCUUUCAGAUGAGAAUCUUCCACCACCUAAAGGACUGGGCCCCGACGAGAAUAUCACAGCUGCGAUCUUCGUAUCUGAGCCUACUUCAUGUAAUCAAAGUCCCAAAAGCUUUAUUGAGGAAAUCACUCCUUCAGGAGAUGGGAAGAUUGGUGUUGGCAUAGACCAUUUACAAAUCGGAUCUGGGUCAAGCCUGCUACCUCAGACACGACUUUCCGUCUCACAUAAAAUUCAUUCAACUCCACACCAGAGUAUGGAUUAUCAGAAUACAGAAGUUUCGUCAGAGUUCACUAUUACUCACUCUGAUUUGACUUCUUCGACUCCGAGAUGGAUCAACCUUUAG